Orbilia oligospora ATCC 24927 is the source of this 1020-nucleotide messenger RNA. RefSeq lists its product as uncharacterized. The coding region runs from base 1 to 1020 and encodes 339 amino acids. The record is from RefSeq and is a predicted model, not a curated record. Gene Ontology annotation, biological process: vesicle-mediated transport; vesicle fusion; intracellular protein transport. NCBI's taxonomy places the organism in Eukaryota, Fungi, Ascomycota, Orbiliomycetes, Orbiliales, Orbiliaceae. Gene Ontology annotation, cellular component: membrane; endomembrane system; SNARE complex. The transcript has 2 exons. Gene Ontology annotation, molecular function: SNARE binding; SNAP receptor activity.
AUGGACCGUCUCCCACCCCGCUGGGCAGACGCUUCGGAUACAGUCACAGAACUCCUCUCCGAUAUCACCAGAAUGUCUCAAAAGCUAGAUAAACUACACGCCAAACACGUCUUACCGGGAUUCGAUGACAAUAGAUCUGCAGAGGAAGGAGAGAUUGAACAUUUAACCACCGAUAUUACUACGAAGUUUUAUGAAUGUCAGUCGGCGAUAAAACGUAUCGAACGGCUCGCUCAGGGUGGUACGAGGGCUGAGGAGGUUAUGGCGAAGAAUAUUCAAAUAUCCUUGGCGACGAAGGUUCAACAGUCGAGUACUACUUUUCGAAAAAAGCAGGCGGCUUAUUUAAAACGUCUCCGAGGUCUGUCAGGAAUAACCCCACCGAUCGAACGUUCAGGCUCUCCAAACCCAGCAUUCAUGUCCACCACCCUCCUCGACGAAGAAAACGACAUAUCCUACUCCCGCUCCGCCCUGCAACAAUCCCUAACCCUAACCUCAAACGACAACGCCAUCGUCCAACGUGAACGUGAAAUCACAGAUAUAGCAAACGGCAUCCUAGAACUAGCCGACAUCUUCAAAGAGCUCCAAACAAUGGUAAUCGACCAAGGCACCCUCCUCGACAGAAUAGACUAUAACGUCGAAAUGAUGAAAACAAACGUUAAAGAAGCUCAGAAGGAAUUGGUCGUUGCUAGUGGUUAUCAAAAGAAGACCACGAAGAGGAAAGCCAUGUUGCUGUUGGUUAUUUGUAUUGUUGGGGUUAUUAUACUCUUGACUUUGAAACCUAGGAAGAAAGGGGGGGCUGUUCCUGAUGUCCAACAUCCGGUUUUACCACCGAGUAAGGAUCCUAAUGUGCCGGGAUUGAUAAACCCUGGUGGUGGGAAUAGGAUAAAUCAUCCGGGUGGUGACGGCCAGACAGGCGAUCCUGAUGCUUCGGCUGUGCGUGCGACGAUAAGAGAUAGUGGACCUUAUAGGCCUGUGGGAUCGAAUACAAAAAGGAGGAUAAAACGUCGGGUCGAGAGGGAGUAG